GUUUAAAGUUACUCUAGUAUAAAGUUAGUCCAGUUUAAAGUUAGACCAGUAUAAAGUUAGUCCAGUUUAAAGUUAGACCAGUAUAAAGUUAGUCCAAUAUAAAGUUAGUCCAGUUUCAAGUUACUCUAGUAUAAAGUUAGACCAAUAUAAAGUUAGUCCAGUAUAAAAUUAAUCCAGUAUAAAAUUAGUCCAGUAUAAAGUUAAUCCAGUAUAAAGUUAGUCCAGUUUAAAGUUAGACCAGUAUAAAGUUAGUCCAGUAUAAAGUUAGUCCAGUAUAAAGUUAUUCCAGGGCCGCCAACAGGUCUUCAUUUGGGGGUUUUGUCCCCGCAGCAAAUGUUCGCACUAAAGUCACCGCCUGGUGACGUCACACCGCCGACCACAGCCUUCGCGUGUGCUUGACGUUCAUUGGUCCAUAGUUAGGCGUGCGCGUGACGUCACCGCGUAGCGCGACAACACACACGCUAGCCCGCUGCUGCAGCUAAGCUAACCAAGACAAUCAAUGAUCGAUAAUCAAUGAUGAUUAUGAAGGUGCUGAGUGGCUGUUGAUUUGCUCCUCGUGUCGUGGAACUUUCCAGGAGCUUGAUGGGUGAGAUGAUUGAUUGUUGUUAUUGAUUAACUGUCACCUGGCGGACACUACAUUAGGUACACUGGCACUUUUCUCCUACUAAAUAUUGUAGCGGCUGGCUACGGGGUGUUAGCCAAUGGCGUUGGCUGGGGGGCGGGACUUCCGGGGAAGUUAGGGAAGUGACAUUGUUGACAGGAAGUGUUGGUUGGAGUUUUGCCGGGAAAGGAGAUAGACGCAUGUUGGAGCUGUUGUGUGCCUUAAAUGCAUCUUGUACAAUAAAUGCAAGAUAACUGAAGAAGUCUCUGAGCUUACAUUCCUGAGAUUAUUACAAUAUAUAAUAAAUACUGUCUGAUUAAAAACUACUUUUAAUGACUUGAUGUGUUGACAUAUAUAAUACAUGUCAUGGUCACUAAUACAUGAUGUAUUACUUAACAUGAUAUUAUUUAUCACGUGAGCGUCUUAUUAAUGCAAAACAUUUGCUGCUGUGUGUGCUUUUGUCCGCUAGAUGUCGCCCUUUAGUUUGCUGUCCGCGUGAUGUUAUAUUGAAAUAAUAAACGGAAUCAAAAGUAAGAGAAGUUGGCGUGACGUGGCGUGUUGCGUGUACUUUUAGCUUUUCAACCACGCUACGUGUUUGCACAAAUGUGUACUUUUCACUCUUUUCCCACGUAAACACGUGUUUAUUUCAUUCAAGCGUGGUUACGUCACGCGGGGAGGCGCGCAUGCAGUCACGCGUGGCCACUCAGGCGCAGCGAGCACGCGCCUCGCCGGUUAUAAAACUCGCGGGAGGGACGAUACAGGCCGAUUGAUACCGCACGAGUCGCUUUACCUCGUCCACGCCCGUGCACGGCUCACCUGCGCGCGUGCCUGAGCCCCUCCAGGUGGCGAGUCGGAGUCGUGACCUGAGACCAUGGCCACCUCUGCCAGUUCCAAGCUGAACAAGGUCGUCAAGCGCCAGUACUUGGACCUCCCCCAGGGAGUCCGGGUCCAGGCCAUGUACAUCUGGGUCGACGGCUCCGGAGAGGGUCUGCGCUGCAAGACCAGAACUCUGGACUCGGAACCCAAAAGCGUCCAAGAUCUACCGGAGUGGAACUUUGACGGCUCCAGCACGUACCAGUCCGAGGGCUCCAACAGCGACAUGUUCCUGGUCCCGGCCGCCAUGUUCAGAGACCCCUUCAGGAAGGACCCCAACAAGCUGGUCCUCUGCGAGGUGUUGAAGUACAACCGCCAGGCCGCAGAGAGCAACCUGCGGGGGAGCUGCAGGCGCGUGAUGAGCAGGGUGGCCAGCGAGCAGCCGUGGUUCGGGAUGGAGCAGGAGUACACCUUGCUGGGCACGGACGGACACCCCUUCGGAUGGCCCAGCAACGGCUUCCCGGGCCCGCAAGGUCCGUACUACUGCGGCGUGGGCGCCGACAAGGCGUACGGGCGCGACAUCGUGGAGGCUCACUACCGAGCGUGUCUCUACGCAGAGGUCCAGAUCUGCGGCACCAACGCUGAAGUGAUGCCCGCCCAGUGGGAGUUCCAGGUGGGGCCGUGCCAGGGCAUCGACAUGGGCGACCAUCUUUGGGUGGCUCGCUUCAUCCUGCACAGAGUCUGCGAGGACUUUGGCGUGGUCGUCUCCUUCGACCCCAAACCCAUCUCGGGCAACUGGAACGGCGCCGGCUGCCACACCAACUUCAGCACCAAGGACAUGCGCCAGGAAGGCGGGCUCAAAGUCAUCGAGGACGCCAUAGAGCUGCUGGCCAAGCGACACCGCUACCACAUCUGCGCCUACGACCCCAAAGGCGGUCUGGACAACGCCCGGCGCCUGACGGGACAACACGAGACCUCCAACAUCGACCAGUUCUCGGCGGGCGUGGCCAACCGCGGCGCCAGCAUCCGCAUCCCGCGCGCCGUGGGCCAGGACAAGAAGGGCUACUUCGAGGACCGCCGCCCCGCCGCCAACUGUGACCCGUACAGCGUGACCGAGGCGCUGGUGCGCACCUGUUUGCUCAAGGAGGAGGGGGAGGAGCCUGUGGACUACAGCUAAUGACACGCCCAUGAUCAUGUCACCUGUUGCCACCUUUUUACCGCAAUAAACUUUCUUUUCUACAAAAAGUCUCCCGCAUUCAUGUCACAUGACCACAGCUACCAUUAGCUUAGCAGAUUAGCGUCAAAGCACGCCAACAGCCUAACUAGCUAACUUUUAGCUUAGCCAUAAUCAUGCUAAUGUCGCUAAUGGCUAAAAACACUGUCAGCUGGUGGCUAGCAGUGAUGUCAUGCAUAACGCCAGCGCCUGAUGACGUGUUAGCAUUUGGCAAUUUUGGUACUUGACGCAUGUUACAAUUAGCAUUUUAGCAUGCUAACAUUAACACUAGUUUAACAGGGAUACACCUCAAUGACACAUACUUUGAUAUUUCACUAAUGCCAACUGUAUGCAUGCUAUUGUUAACAUAGUACUGUUAGCAUGUUAGCUUUUUUUCUUUAGCCCAUUUUGCUUAUUUUUUGUUACUUGGCCAACGUGCUAACUGUUAGCAUUUGAGUUCGGCCUUGGAUCCUGGACUACAGCUAAUGACAC
Molecule: messenger RNA, 3119 nt
Organism: Entelurus aequoreus (snake pipefish)
Lineage: Eukaryota; Metazoa; Chordata; Actinopteri; Syngnathiformes; Syngnathidae
Product: glutamine synthetase-like
Exons: 7
Coding region: 1473-2591 (372 amino acids)
Cellular component (GO): cytoplasm
Molecular function (GO): glutamine synthetase activity
Source: RefSeq, a predicted model, not a curated record